CAUUGAUUUGCGUGACCGUGGAAGCCAAGCAGAUGGUGUUGUAACUUGAUAAAUGAGCUGAGCCAAUUGUCUGUCGCGGUGCACUGUGGAGCAGCUAGCUCAGUCUGUUUCCUCUGUGAAAACACUGGCUGUAGUCCAAUCUAAAAUGACACUUUAUGAGACCCUUGUGGCCAUCAAUGUGCUUGCCGGAUGUAGGAAUGGGCAAUUUUGGGGUUAAAAUACUCCGAUUUUCACUUGCCGCUUUGGUGUAAAUGACUGGUUGAAUUUAAUGGAACAUCAGCAUCAUAAUACGCCUCUAAAUAAUAUUCAUGAAACAAAAUGAGUUUUGCGGUAAGGCCCUUUCUGCAAUGUAAGGAGCCCAGAGUACUCUAUUAUCAUGAAUCAUGCAGCUAUUUUCAAAUAUAAACUUAUAGAAAUGUUAAGAGACAAAUGAGACAUUAUAGAUUGAUUUGAAAAGUUCCACUUUCUAUUUUACUAUGGGAAAUAAUACACCCAUGCAUGUGAUGUAAUUAAAAUGGAUGCCAUUGUUUUUUCUUUUAUUUUGGUAGCAGUAUGCUUAGUGACUGCUGGCUCAGCACCCCUAAAUUAUACAACAUAGACUUGCCUCACACAUAUCUCAUCCAAAGGACCCCAAAACUAUUAGAGCAGCUAUGGCCUAGAAUGUUUUAUCGUGUGGUGCGUCAUUGCCGCACAAUGAUCCUAACCGGGGUUUUGCUGUUCAUCGCGUCUGCAAGCGAGACGGCGAGAAGAGCUUUAUUUUGAGAAAGAGAGAGAGGGGAGGUGGGUGAGCAAAAGAGAGAGGGCGAUCGAGAGGUGCCGUGUGUUGGCUGUCUACCCGCUAUUUACCUCCCUGCUGGCCGACAGGAUGGAGGCACCUUGUCUGCUGCACCAUGUGUGCAUAUUAGUCGAAUAACGCAUCCAGCACAUUUUAUACUGUCCUAGUUGUAGCAUUGUUUGUAUUUCUAUUAAUUAUUAUUAUAGUGUUGUGCCCAAUUUGGGGGGGGAGGGUCGUCUUUUUGAACAGGUAAGAAUUUUAUUAUUUAUUAAAGUAAUUAUUAAUUUUGUGUUUUUGCGCGCUUAAUCCGAAUUUUGAAGAAUGUUUUUUUUUUUUUUAACACGUUUUCGUUUUUCCUCGUGGAGCCACGUAAAAGCUCGGAAAAGCGUAAAUAUGUGUAAGUGUAGACGAGGUGGACCUGCUUCCUGGCAGUUUGAGGUUAAUCCGCGCCGAUGCUUUAAUUAUAAAUAGGAUUGGUCUUUUAUUAACAAUACGAAUACGCACGUUUGGAUCUGUGUAAUUACCAGCAAAGGAGCUUACACGUGUUCUUUUCCUCCCCGCUAAGCGCAUUUGUGCAGCUAAGGCUGCAUUUUCAUCCUGUCCUUAUCAGCCUCCAAAGGUCUUAUGUGGGUCUUUAAGUAGUUGCCUCAUAAGUGCUGAUCCGAUCGGAAGAUAAGAGGAGCAGCUCAUCCACUCUUCAGCACAGGAGGGAUAUUACAUACACGCAUGCAGGAGGAAUUAAGACAAAAGUUCACUUUAUAAUGUAUAGGAACUUAAGAAAGGGUUUGGUACUGUAUAAUUUAUUUCGUUGACGCACUAGGAUGACUCUUUUUUCCUUUUCGCAUAUUUUGUGUCCAGCGUCAAUCCAGUUUUCCAUGUGAAUGACAGGCUUCCAGGGAUGGAGUCAAUAGCCGGACAGCUUCGAGAGCCUGGAAGAGAAGCCAGCUCCACCCCAAGUCCCAAACGGGACACCCAGGGCCUUUCCGGCCCCCUCAAACCGAACCAAGUGAGCGAGACCUCCCUGUACGGGGUGCCCAUCGUCUCCCUUGUCAUCGACGGGAGAGAACGACUGUGCCUGGCCCAGAUCUCCAACACCCUCCUGAAGAACUACAGCUACAACGAGAUUCACAACCGCAGGGUGGCAUUGGGCAUCACCUGUGUGCAGUGCACCCCCGUGCAGCUGGAGCUCCUGCGACGCGCCGGCGCCAUGCCCAUCUCGUCCAGACGCUGCGGCAUGAUCACCAAGCGGGAGGCCGAGCGGCUCUGCAAGUCCUUCCUUGGGGCGCACAGCCCCCCAAAGCUGCCCGAGAAUUUCGCAUUCGAUGUGUCUCACGAGUGUGCGUGGGGUUGCAGGGGAAGCUUCAUCCCGGCCCGAUACAACAGCUCCCGGGCCAAGUGCAUCAAGUGCACCUUUUGCAACAUGUAUUUCUCCCCGAAUAAAUUCAUUUUCCACUCGCAUCGCACCCCUGAGUCCAAGUACCUGCAGCCGGACGCGGCCAACUUCAACUCGUGGAGGCGCCACCUGAAACUGACGGAGAAGAAGCCCUCGGACGAGAUCAACCACGCGUGGGAGGAUGUCAAGGCCAUGUUUAACGGGGGCAGCAGAAAGAGGACGCUUCCUAUGGGGAGCUCGCGGGAGCAGUCCCCCAUGAAAGCGCAAGCUUCCUCCGCACUCAACCGCACCGUUUCCCCGGAAGUCCCGCGCAAAACUUUACGGUGCGACGAGGAUCAGGGGAGUAAUAACAUCACUUUGGCGAGCAGUGCGAGGAGCUAUCCACUCAUCCCGGUCCCCAGUAAAAACUUUGGCAUGCUCCAAAAAAUCCCCCCACCCUUAUUCCCGCAUCACCCGUAUGGUUUCGCUAGCUACGGCUUGUGUCCGAAAAAAAGUGACAGCGUGCCAGAUGUGACUAAAAGCAACGUCCCCGGCGUGUUUUGGCCGACUACCAAGGACGCAAUUUACCCCGCUUUCCCCGUCUUUUGGCCCUCGGCUAGCAGCCUCCCCAUGCCGCCCUACCAGGCCAAACCUCCGGAGCUGCCCGGGGUUCGCCAGGCCGACCUCGACUUAUCAGACCAAAGCGAAAGGGGUGUGAACACCCCCAAAGACGGCCACCAGCAGCAGGAUGCGGGAGAGCGACGCCCCAGUUCGUCCAGCAACUGCAGGAACGACGAUGACAGGUCCGGGGACGAGACGACUUCACAUCGGAAGAUCAGCUACAUCUCCGCCUUUAGACCUGUCGUCAAAGACGCGGAGACCAUCGCCAAGUUGUACGGGGCCCGGGAGGGCUUCAAUGUGCGGGCUGGCUACCUCUCCCCGGACUUUGUUAGCGAAACGUCCAGCUAUAGAUCCAUGUCCCCGGACAGAGACACCGUGGAAGACGACGACGACGACGAGGACCCCGACGUUGAUGUGGAGUCGAGCAGAGGAGCAGAGGAUGAAGAGCCGAUCCGGAUCUCGCCGAGAGGGAACCGCCACGAGUCUCCUCCGCCCGAGGCGCCUGAAGAGAGCCAGGGGAAGGGUGCACCUUGCAGCCCCGCUGGAGCGUCACCUGCGGACUCGGCGCACACUGGCUCUUCCGAUGAAGGCAGGCUCAUCCGGGAUGGCUCACCUAUUCAUCACGUGUAUGCGGAUGAAAAGGACUGCCAAGUGCAAGUGGACGAGACGUUCGAGUCGCCGAGCAGCCCCUGCAGAUCAAACGGUGCGCAUCACGGCCAACAAAAUAUAACAUCCAAUCAGGAACAGAUGGACAAACAAGCUGAAGGAGCUUUACGCAUUGACAUCAGUGUACAUGAACGAAAUCUGGAGAACAUGGCGAAAGAGGAGUUGCAGAAGCAGCUCCUGGAGCAGAUGGAGCUGAGGAAAAAGCUAGAGAGAGAAUUUCAACAUUUGAAAGAUAAUUUUCAGGAUCAAAUGAAGCGCGAGCUGUCCUACAGAGAGGAAAUGGUCCAGCAGCUGCAGAUUGUUCGAGAAGCUCACGACGCCCUUCACCAUUUCUCCUGCAAGAUGUUGACCCCUCGCCAGUGUACUGGAGCCUGCGCCUUUAAACCUCCUCUACUGCCUCCUUAAAUUCCGGCACAACCCCUUUACCCACCCUUAACCCCCAACACACACAAAAACACUCCUAUCGAUGAUGAAGCACUUGAGCGAACAUUCAGAAAAAGCAGGAUUUAUUCCAACACUGUUUUAUGUUGAGAGUCCAGUGGUCUGAUAUGAACGCUCAUACCAAGAAUCCACCUGCUAUUUAACGAUUCUGAAAAAUGGUGGCAAAGCACUAAUACAAUAUAUACCAUGUGACAAUGUGCAAUGGCAUGUCUAAUUGUGAUAAGUUGAAACCUAUGUCAUACUUUAGCUUUUUAUUGCUUGUUUGAAUCACUUCAGUUCUGUAUUCAUCUUCAUUUCUCUUUCAGAUUAUUUGUAUCACCAUAUGUGUUGUAAAGCACUUUAAAUGGGCAACAUCUCUGCUUUUGUCGUCCUUUAUAUACCAAAUGGUCAUAUCAGAAAAAAAGAAGGAUGUUUAUGUUGAAAAGGAAGCACUUACUUUAAAAGUAACUGAGAUCAUAAUGUUUGUUUGAGAUCAUGC
Syngnathus typhle (broad-nosed pipefish) is the source of this 4353-nucleotide messenger RNA. RefSeq names its product SKI family transcriptional corepressor 1a (gene skor1a). Gene Ontology annotation, molecular function: RNA polymerase II cis-regulatory region sequence-specific DNA binding; SMAD binding; DNA-binding transcription factor activity, RNA polymerase II-specific. Bases 1674 to 3839 code for a protein of 721 amino acids. Lineage: Eukaryota; Metazoa; Chordata; Actinopteri; Syngnathiformes; Syngnathidae. Gene Ontology annotation, cellular component: transcription regulator complex; nucleus. Gene Ontology annotation, biological process: negative regulation of transcription by RNA polymerase II; negative regulation of BMP signaling pathway. The record is from RefSeq and is a predicted model, not a curated record. The transcript is spliced from 7 exons.